AUGAGGCAGAAAAGAAGUAUGAGUUGUGUUCCAAAUGACAUAUUAAUAGGGCAAAUUCCUUUAGAUCCUCGCUGGAAAUUCAAUACUCGUCUUGACGUCGACCCUUACCCAUUCAGAAGCUCGUGUUCACUCUAUGGAUCUGGAUUGAUCCAAGUAAAUAUGAACACUUCAAUUUUGUAUUUAAAAUCUGCUACAGUUGAAUCAUUUCCAGAAUCAAUUAUAGUUGAUACAUUUCCAGAAGUACAUGCAGAGUAUAAAUUUCGCAAUAGUCCUGAUGGAUAUAACAAUACAAGAGUUAGUUAUAGGCGAACUCUUUAUUAUAAUAGAACUGAUUAUACAGAAAAUUUUCAAGCAUGCAGUGCAUUUAUAAUAAUGAUGGAAGAGUUUACACGAGAAAACGAUUCUGAAGUAGUUGGAUUCCAGUAUAUAAACAGGCUAUGGACACUUAGAAUACCAGAAGCAUCUAGAAUCCCUUACAACCCAGAUAAUAAUAAUACUGUAUUUGAAAUUGUAUCAGUUCCUAUUGCUGUUAAGGCAUACACAUGUAAAGUUGAACGUGUUAAAGAGGGUGAAGACGGAAGUUAUAACUUCUUAAUUCGCUAUAUAGAUGCAGAUGUGGAAGUAUCUGGUACUAUAAUUGGAAGAGGUUGUUGGAACCUUGCUAUUAUAAACGGACAUGACACCUCAAUAUAUGCAUCAUAUCUUGCUGUAAAAAAUACACAGACAGCAUCGAUUGAUAAUGUGCCUGUACAAAUAAAUACAUCAU
Molecule: messenger RNA, 766 nt
Organism: Dentiscutata erythropus
Lineage: Eukaryota; Fungi; Glomeromycota; Glomeromycetes; Diversisporales; Gigasporaceae
Source: the annotation of a GenBank genome assembly